Danio aesculapii is the source of this 850-nucleotide messenger RNA. It is a transcript of the gene plac8.1, whose product is annotated as placenta associated 8, tandem duplicate 1. The record is from RefSeq and is a predicted model, not a curated record. The transcript is spliced from 4 exons. Lineage: Eukaryota; Metazoa; Chordata; Actinopteri; Cypriniformes; Danionidae. Gene Ontology annotation, biological process: positive regulation of transcription by RNA polymerase II. Bases 113 to 433 code for a protein of 106 amino acids.
UAUGCCUAUAUUUCUAAGGGUGGGCCUGAACACGUGACCUUUCAGACUAAUAUAAUACGCAUCUUAUUCAUGUUUCAGUCCACAGAGAAAUAUCUGACGCAAAAAAUAGAUCAUGGAGGUGACAUCUCAACCGUCUGCGUUUCAUCCUCAAGAAUUUCACUCAAGCUUGAUGAGCUGCUGCGACGACGUGGGCGUAUGUUGUUGUGGCCUUUUCUGCCUCCCGUGUAUGGGCUGCUCCAUCGCUAGUGACAUGAACGAGUGCUGCUUAUGUGGUUUAGGCAUGCCAAUGAGGAGUGUAUACAGAACUAAAUACAACAUACAGGGAUCCAUGUGCAAUGACUGGGCUGUCACCACCUUCUGCUUUACCUGUGCAGCCUGUCAGCUGAAGAGAGACAUCGACAUUAGAAAGAGUAACGGCACACUGAAAUUAUGAGAACUAGAAAAGAGCACUACUAUCUUCACUAAUGUCCUUAAAUACUGCUCUUGAAAAUAGGAGAUCAAAGAAAGUCGAAGGGGUCAACUAAAUAAAACACAUUGUAAUGUAAUUAUGAUUGCAGUUCUUAUUUGUCCUAUUUGGAAAUUGUGUUCAUUCAGUACAGUUAAACUGCAAAGUUAUAUUGUCAAUAUUCUUUAAAUGUACUUCAAACACAUUCUUCCCUUUUACAAGAAGUGGAUAACAUUGCAGAGUCGCAGUAUGUUAUGUCUGUGCAUUAACAUUUUAUCACUUGUUUUUUUUUAACUAAACUCUUUCAAUCUCACUCGUUCUCUUUCCUUCGGCUUAGUCCCUGCUUCAUCAGUGGUCGCCACAUGGAAUAAAAAAUAUUAAAUAAUAAAUAUUCUUCCAAUGUGA